Messenger RNA from Vanrija pseudolonga, 782 nucleotides. RefSeq names its product 5-formyltetrahydrofolate cyclo-ligase (gene MTHFS). Gene Ontology annotation, molecular function: 5-formyltetrahydrofolate cyclo-ligase activity. NCBI's taxonomy places the organism in Eukaryota, Fungi, Basidiomycota, Tremellomycetes, Trichosporonales, Trichosporonaceae. Gene Ontology annotation, cellular component: mitochondrion. Gene Ontology annotation, biological process: tetrahydrofolate interconversion; folic acid-containing compound biosynthetic process. The record is from RefSeq and is a predicted model, not a curated record. The transcript has 5 exons. Bases 1 to 717 code for a protein of 238 amino acids.
AUGGCAGCCGUAUUCGCCGACAAGGCGCUCCUGCGCAAGGGCAUGCUGCGGACGCUGCGCGCGCUGACGGAGGAGCAGCUGUCCGAGCAGUCGGCGGCAGUGUUCAACGUGCUCAGGCAGCAAAAGUUCUACCAGGAGGCGCGCAGCGUGGGGUGUUACCUGUCUAUGAAGAAGGGCGAGCUGCGCACCGGCGCGAUCGUCAGCGACCUGCUACAGUCGAACAAGGCACUGUACACCCCCUACCUGCCCCCCGCGGCCUCGCAGGCAGACCAAGAUACCCCGCUCAUGGAGAUGUUGCGGCUCUACUCGCCCGCCGACCUCGCCGCGUGCCCGCUGGACAAGUGGGGCAUCCUUGACCCUGGCACGGUGCGCCGGGACGCCGGGCACGACGGCGAGCGGCGCGAGGACGUCAACGACACCUCGGCACCCGCGCUCGACCUCAUCCUCGUCCCCGGCGUAGCGUUCGACGCGGCAUGUAACCGCGUACGUGUUGCCCCACCCACAGACAAUCCUGACCCGCAGCUUGGCCGCGGAAAGGCACACUACGACCGCUUCCUGGCCUCCUACUCGUCCACAAGGGGCAAGCCAUUACUGAUCGCGCUCGCCCUCUCGCCGCAGCUCGUCGACACCCCGGUCCCCGUGACCCCGAGCGACUUUGUGCUCGACGGCGUCGUCUCGCCCUCUGGGCUUGUGUGGCGCGACGGCGCGCAGAGAUAGAUCCUGCGAACCCGACGGAGGGCGCCAGGGGGCCUGGCUGGCACAAUGUAUAUAUCAUGAAUAGG